This is a messenger RNA of Mirounga angustirostris (Northern elephant seal), 1133 nucleotides long. It is a transcript of the gene PRELID1, whose product is annotated as PRELI domain containing 1. NCBI's taxonomy places the organism in Eukaryota, Metazoa, Chordata, Mammalia, Carnivora, Phocidae. Gene Ontology annotation, cellular component: mitochondrial intermembrane space. The transcript is spliced from 5 exons. The record is from RefSeq and is a predicted model, not a curated record. Gene Ontology annotation, biological process: phospholipid transport. Gene Ontology annotation, molecular function: phosphatidic acid transfer activity. Bases 1 to 786 code for a protein of 261 amino acids.
AUGGUGAAGUAUUUCCUGGGCCAGAGCGUGCUCCGGAGUUCCUGGGACCAAGUGUUCGCUGCCUUUUGGCAGCGGUACCCGAAUCCCUAUAGGUACGUGGCCCUGGAAAGAGCAGUCCUCCCCCCCUCGCUGUUUGGAGAUCGAAGUGUGGGGCCGGGAGAGACUCGACAUCGAGUCCGAGGUAGGGCAUCGUCGGAACCGUUGUGGCCUUCUUUAGGCAAACAUGUCUUGACGGAAGACAUAGUGCACCGGGAGGUGACCCCUGACCAGAAACUCCUGUCCCGGCGUCUCCUGACCAAGACCAACAGGAUGCCCCGCUGGGCCGAGCGACUGUUUCCUGCCAAUGUUGCUCACUCGGUGUACAUCCUGGAGGAUUCUAUUGUGGACCCGCAGAACCAGACCAUGACCACCUUCACUUGGAACAUCAACCACGCCCGGCUGAUGGUGGUGGAGGAACGAUGUGUUUACUGUGUGAACUCUGAUAACAGCGGCUGGACCGAAAUCCGCCGGGAAGCCUGGGUCUCCUCUAGCUUAUUUGGUGUCUCCAGAGCUGUCCAGGAAUUUGGUCUUGCCCGGUUCAAAAGCAACGUGACCAAGACUAUGAAGGGCUUUGAGUACAUCUUGGCCAAGCUGCAAGGGGAGGCCCCUUCCAAAACCCUCGUUGAGACAGCCAAGGAAGCCAAGGAGAAGGCCAAGGAGACGGCACUGGCAGCUACAGAGAAGGCCAAGGACCUGGCCAGCAAGGCGGCCAGCAAGCAGCAGCAACAGCGGCAGCACUUCGUGUAGCCAGCCCGGGCUCCGGGGCGGUGGGACACCUGACGGCCCGGCUCCAGUCCCUCUGCCCUUCCUGCUCGUACUUUACUAGUAAAACUCAACUUCCAGCCCUUUCUGCUCUCUUGGGGGGGAGGGGGGUUGGGGCCGGGUGUCCUGUUCCGCGUGGAGCCGGGGGGCCAAGGACAGGCCCAGGGAGGGGCGGUGGCUCGCUCGGGGGCACAGUGUGCAGGGGGAGGAAGCCUAGACUGUAAGCUCCGCGAGGGCAGGGGCCUUUGUUGUGUUCUAUGAUGUGUUCCGGGUGCCUGGAACUGCGUCUAGCACAUAACAGGCACUCAAUAAAUAAUUCUUGGAGGCAGAAA